AUGGAGGACAGCUUUUCCCCAGAGGAGAUCAGGUCUGGGCAAAGGCAUUUUCAGCUGUCUAAGACCAGCAUGCGGAGCGAGGAGAAGAGACUGAGGACUUUCCGGCAGUGGCCAGAAAGCUCACCUGUCUCUGCCACAGACCUGGCUAAGGCUGGCUUUUUCUUCCUGGGUCCUGGCGACCGAGUGCAGUGCUUCUGCUGUGGUGGUAUCUUGAGGAGCUGGGAGGCUGAGGAUCAACCCAUGCGAGAGCACCAAAAAUUUUUUCCUACCUGUAAGUUCAUCUGUGGUGAAAAUGUUGGCAACCAGCAGAUGCUCCCCUUUCUGGAGAUCUUGGACUAUGUGGAUGGUCAGAUUCUCAGCCUCCUACAGAGGAUGGAUGUGGAAGAAGCAGCCCUGCCCAGUCAACCAGAAUACCCGGAGAUGGAAACAGAGGCGAUGCGACUAGCCACUUUCCAGAGCUGGCCACCGUACACAGAGCUGUAUCCUGAGCAACUGGCCAGAGCAGGGUUCUUCUAUACAGGUCAAGGUGACACUGUGAGGUGUUUUUACUGUGAUGGCAGCUUAAGGAACUGGGAGCUUGGAGAUGACCCCUGGAGGGAACAUGCCAAAUGGUUUCCAAGGUGUGAGUUUUUGCUGCAGUCAAGGGGCAGAGACUUUGUUAGCAGUGUUCAGGACUCUGACUUCAACGCUCCAGGAGGCUCCUGGCAACGGGCUGAACAAGAUCCCCCUGUACCCCAAGAUUCUAUGGGGAAUCGGGAAUUGUCAUCUCCUCCUCUGGAUCAGUCUUCCAUAGUGCAGAAUGUCCUGCAGAUGGGCUUUGACCACAGCUUGGUGAUGAGCUUGGUCCAGAGUAGACACCUGCUGACUGGCACCUGCUACUUAUCUGUGUCGGAACUGGUCUUGGAUCUGCUUCAGGUAGAUGGGGAAGAGAGCAGCAGUGCAGAAGAAAGAGAGUGUACGGAGAGAGAGACAGGUAUGCCAGGACAGAGACGAGAGACACAGGCUGAGUGCUCAAAAGAAUCAGCAGAGCCUCCACUGAGUACGGAGGAGCAGCUGCGACGGCUGCAGGAGGAGAGGAUGUGCAAAGUGUGCAUGGACAAAGAUGUGUCCAUUGUAUUCGUUCCUUGUGGCCACUUGGUGGUGUGUGCAGAAUGUGCCCCCAGCCUGAGACGAUGCCCCAUUUGCAGAGCGGUCAUCAGGGGAAGUGUGAGGACUUUCAUGUCCUGAACCAUGGGAAUCUCCAGUCUCUGACUUCCACUGAUGGCAGCCCCUUUUCCAACACAGAAG
Gopherus flavomarginatus (Mexican gopher tortoise) is the source of this 1287-nucleotide messenger RNA. Its product is annotated as baculoviral IAP repeat-containing protein 7-like. Gene Ontology annotation, biological process: negative regulation of apoptotic process; positive regulation of protein ubiquitination; regulation of cell cycle. Gene Ontology annotation, molecular function: cysteine-type endopeptidase inhibitor activity involved in apoptotic process; ubiquitin protein ligase activity. Gene Ontology annotation, cellular component: nucleus; cytoplasm. The record is from RefSeq and is a predicted model, not a curated record. Bases 1 to 1227 code for a protein of 408 amino acids. The transcript has 8 exons. Lineage: Eukaryota; Metazoa; Chordata; Testudines; Testudinidae.